UCGCCUGUAUUUGUUCCCAGACAUCAUCAUCAUCAUCACAGCACGGAGGGAGUAGAAGCCAUAAGAUGAAGAAACGCUAUGUGGACGCGAGCAGGCUACGGAAAAUGAAAAAACUGAAAAUAACGGAGAAGCUGUCUGAGAGUGCGUACACCUUCCUGAAGUUUAUGAUGAUGUGGACACUGGUGUUGCUGGCAGAUUUCAUCCUUGAAUUCAGACUGGAGUACCUGUGGCCAUGCUGGCUCUUCUUCGGGAGUGUAUACACCACUUUCCACUGCCACGGGCUGGUUAUUUGUAUUGUUUUUGUUUGUGCUGCCUUCACUCUUGAUAUCUUUUGUUUGAUUUUUGUUCCUUUGCACUGGCUGUUCUUUGUGGCGAGCACCUAUGUAUUAUUCAAUUACAUAUGGCACACAGAGAAGGGCAUCUGUAUAUCGACAGUUACCCUGUGGAUUCUGCUUGUCUACACAGAGGCUUCACUUCGACUCAAAGACCUUAAAACUUCUCAUGCCAACCUCUCUCAUCUUUUUGCUGCACACUGUAUUGGAUAUCCUGUAGUAUAUUUGGGGUUUGAUGCCACCUGCUACUUCACCAACAUCUUUAAGCUGCGCAUACAGAAAGCUGUGCAGAGUGAGAACGACUUCCACAUGCACCUCCUGCAGCACUCGCUCCCUCCAGGCCUGCAGGUUUUCCCCAAGACUGGCACAGAUGGCAGCAGCAACUCGAAAUGGAAGAUAAAGCCAGAGUCAAGUCAGUAUCAGUGUCAGAACGGUGCUGUAGUGACCCAUGACGAGGUACACACUGUGGAUUGCCUCCAGAUCUGCAGCGAGGAGAGAGCAACAGAGAAGGGAACACAGGAGGUGAAGUCAACUGAAUCAAACCGACGGCCAUCAUCAUCAUCCAAACACAGUGUCAGUGAGUCCAGAGAUUUGCUCCACAGUGGGGCAGGAGGACCAGAAUCCUCUACAACCCCAGAUAAUCUACCUCAAGAGGAGCAGGGAAGCAAAGCCACACGGGCAGCUAAAAGCUCCUCGCCGAAAGCUCGCAGGGGCAGCACAAACACGCCUUCACCACCUGCAGCGAGGACUGAGAAGAAACAGAGAUCCAGCUCAAAAACAGUCAGCCCCAACCGGGAUGUGACAGACAAGAAUACCACAGCAGCUCAGAAUUACCACGCCGAACAGAUGAGCAAGCUGGAGCAGGAGCUGAGGAGGCUGAAGGGUGAGCUGCAGGCGACCAGGCAGAGCGAGCAGGAGCUUCGAAGUCACGUCUGCAACUUAACAAACAGCGAGAGGAGCCUGAGACCAGAGGUUUCCCUGCUCAGACAGUCCAACAUGCUGCUCCAGAGCAAGAUUCUGUGUUUGACUAAAACCAAGCAGCGUGACAAACAGACCAGUGUGAUGCUGGAGAAGAAGACCAGAGCAGAGACGGAGGCCAGACUCUCUGCUGAGAAACAGUUGGCUGAACUUCUGGCUCAGAAACUGGAGGAGGCAGCCAGCACAGCAAGGAGCCUAUCAAACAGGCAGGAACACUCUGAAACCCAAAUGUUAAGGAAAAGAGUUAAAGAUCUAGAGACAGAGUACAAACAACUACAGCUGGAGUAUCAAGUGAAAGAGAGUCGGGUGGUAGAUCUAGAGAGUGAUGUUGAGGCUUUGGGAAAGUACCGCUGUGUGGAGAAAGAGACGGACAUGCUGCUGUCCACUCUGUCAGCCAUGCAGGAGAAAGCUCAGCAUCUGGAGUACAACCUGAGCGCUGAGACUCGCAUCAAACUGGACCUGUUCUCUGCUCUGGGAGACGCCCGCAGACAGCUGGAAAUCGCUCAAGAUAAAGUGAUGAAGCAGGACCGGGAGAUAAGUGAGAUGAAGCAGAAGAUCGCGGAGGUGAUGGCCGUCAGCCCCGGUGUUUCCUACAUGGCACCUCGGCCUCCGGUGCCACAGUAUCUCACCAAGUUACUCAACUCUGAGCGCUACAUGCUGAAUCCACGAGCACUGAUGUACCAGUGUCUGAAGAAAUAAAGGAUGCCAGAUCGUCAGACCUCCUCGUCAGACCCACCCAUCCUAAAGCAUGAGAGGGAGGGGUUUUAUGGAUUUCAUUACAGAGCUAAAUGACACCACAAAGUCAUCUACUUCUUGCCAUGGGUGGAACCAGAACGAGCCUCCAAAGGUUGAAUGCCUUCAGCUGCACUGAUGGUGCUAAGUUGACAUGGUUCUGUAUAUUUCAUGUUUCCUCCCACAGGGAAGGUUGAAGAGUUUCACUCCAAAAUUAUUUAUCUGAUAUGCAGAGCUGCUGUAGGCACAAGUUUUAUUUGAAGAUACACCCGUCCUAACAGUGUAAACCAUCUAAUUGGGAUGCAGGAGAAAAAGCACAUCUCUAAUAGUUUAAACAUUAGAGGUUUUUGGUGCUUUUUACACAAGAGACAAGUGAAUAAAUGAAGUGUUUCCUAAAUAGCUGUAAAUGUUUUGUCUGAAAAGCUGGAUCCAUGUCACAGUUUUCUGGUUAUUUAAGUUCAAAAUCUGCAAGUAGAUAAAUCUCACUGCCCUACAGACCCACUAACAAGUCACCUACUGCAGCUUAAAAUACCUGAAGACAACUCUGUACAAUGUGGUUCCUAGCAUGAAAGUAAAAUUAACCAUUCAAUGUUAUUCAAAUCUUAUUCUAAGUAUUAUUAUUCUUAUUCUUAUUAUCAUUAUUAUACAAAUUAGUGAGAUUUCAAGAAAUAUAAUCACCUUUGUUUUAAUUAUUAUUACAGAAUUAUCUUGAUCUGCAGUGAUACUGAUAAAAUCUUUCAAAAUAACAUGGUCAAAUUUUAGCUGAUUCCUGAGUCAAAUGAUUUUUGGUACUUAUUAGAAGAAAAUGAUCUAAUAUGCCUUUUUACUUGUCAUAAUGGGAAGAGGACAGGCAUUAUUAAUAACAUGAAUGAUGGCUCUGUUCUGUUCAAGUGUCCCAGUAAGCUUUGACAGAGUGACAGUGAGCCAGCAUGCACGAUACCAGGACCCUGAAACUGGAGCAGCUAAAUAGAAUUCAGUCAUUAUUAAUUACACGUCUGCUUUUCCUACUGUGACAUGUCAAAAUGUCUUCUCUGGAAAAAAGGCUUAUUAAUUAAAAUGUAUGUUCUUAAGUGUUUAAGAUUUCAAGCUGCAACAGUUAGAUGUGAAAACUGUGGACCAUAUCUCAGUUCAUGUCAUACUCUAGUAUGAUUAUAGAGAAAUGAUAUUAUAAUAAUGAAUUAUGUCCUAGCCCUAGUUAGUUCUGUUUAUGGACUUCCAUUUAAUUUAAAAUUUAAAGUACACAUUAAUUUGAUAAAAUUGAAAUAUACUACAGACAAGUCUCUUAAAGCAUAAAUCAAAUUAUUAUCUGACAACAUUAGCAUAUUCUAUUUUUUUUAAGUAUGCAACAGGAUGUUAUUGUCGGUGCCUGUAAAUACAGGAUUAAAAUUAUUUGAAUUGUGCUGAAAUUCAGACAAAAGUCAUGGGUUCAUUAAAACAACACUUUUUAAAUCUAAAUUAUACCAUUUUUUGGAAUGAGACCCUUCAGAGCAGGAAUAUUUCUAUUUAAGAGGUGCCAUCGUGUUCUGAAAUUUCUAGACUACUCUGUGGAAGUUUCCUGUGGACAGUAAAUGAUGUGAGUGACCUGAUGAUGUUGAGGAGAUGCAGUAAAAGGAGCUCACUGUGAGCGGUGGUUAUCUCUGCUUGUUUCCACUGACAGCUAAUAACUACAUUUUAAUGCAUGGCAGCUCUCUGCUUCACAGCGGCAAACUCUGAGAAAAGAGAGAGUGUGAAAAAGUGAAGUGACUUUGGUUGGUUGGCCAGAAUUCGACUUUGUCCAUGACUUAAAGUGGAGUUGUGAAUAACAAGGAAUGGUGUUGGCCAAACAUGGUUCAUGAAUUUAAUUACUGUGCCUAUAUACAUUACUUUCAAACUGGGAAGUAAAACACAAAUUUAAUGUGAAAGAGUAAUGUGUUUGA
Messenger RNA from Seriola dumerili (greater amberjack), 3958 nucleotides. RefSeq names its product macoilin-1-like. The transcript is spliced from 12 exons. Gene Ontology annotation, cellular component: rough endoplasmic reticulum membrane. Gene Ontology annotation, biological process: neuronal signal transduction. NCBI's taxonomy places the organism in Eukaryota, Metazoa, Chordata, Actinopteri, Carangiformes, Carangidae. The record is from RefSeq and is a predicted model, not a curated record. The coding region runs from base 66 to 2009 and encodes 647 amino acids.